Molecule: messenger RNA, 1524 nt
Organism: Orbilia oligospora ATCC 24927
Lineage: Eukaryota; Fungi; Ascomycota; Orbiliomycetes; Orbiliales; Orbiliaceae
Exons: 1
Coding region: 1-1524 (507 amino acids)
Source: RefSeq, a predicted model, not a curated record
AUGCAAAGCCAGCGAAUAACCUCUGGGUCGUAUGACCAAAACGAGACAGCCGUAUUUUUAGCUACGCAGUAUCAAACCGAUACUGUAGUACCCGGCGCCAUUGAGCGCGAAAGCAAUGACACGGAAAUGGCCGACGCUGGCGGGAAUACUAGUGCUAGAGAGCACAAAGAGGGCGAAGAUGGUGAAGAUGAAGAUGAAUCGGAAGAGAGUGGGGCCGAAGAAACCGAGGAAAACGACGGUGGAAAGAGCGAAGAUGAGAAUAAUGAGGACGACGAGGCUAAGGAGCAAGGGGGUCAAGUCGUUGGAGAUAACAACCAACCGAUGGUUGUUCAUGGUGGUGACCCAAUGGUCAUCGAAGAUCUCGGAGUCGCAGUCAAAGCCAUUGAUCUUGAUGGUGAUAAUGACAUGACAGACUUGAUGAAGGAACUAUCUAUGGGGCUAGAGAAGCGAGAAGAAGUCCGUAAAGAGGAGAAAGAGGAGGAGGAACAGGGCCAAGGCACGAAACUGGAACGCGGUUGGGCCUAUUUUACCGGGCAAUGGAGCCCCAACUUACACGUUUCGAACAAACUUCUAUACUUUAAUUUGCACCUCACUGAGGAGGAAGUGGAGUGGUGUCGAAAGGUGAUGACCACGGGGCGGAAUAUAAAUGGCGAUGAGACGACUAAAAGCUUGGCGGACUACGUCCGAGAAGGACAGUACGACCUCCAACAUCGAAUUUGCGAGAUUGAAAAAUGGGCAAUCCAUUCCGGGACCACCCAACACGCUAGACAUUCCCAAUACGAGCUAUGGGUGCACAAGAUAGCCAACUCCAUUGGACAACUAGAAGCAUUUGCGGAGAACUUCGAUUUGGGAAAAAUUCUUGGCUGCGACCAAGAAACUAGCGAGCUACCGCUGACAGGUAGCGAAGUCCUCGCGCUCAUCCACAUCUGCGGCAAGUACCUUGGAACCGGUGUCGACCGUGAGUUGAUCAUGGGCCUCGAUAUCCUAACUGUCUCUGUGAUAUUCGAUGCGGUUCCAAUCCCUUACGUAGACCCGGAGAUUGUCCAUUUUAUUUUAGAUACAGCCCGUCGCUGCUCUCAGCGAAAAAAUGGCUCUGGCUUUGGACCAUGGGGUCAGAUUGACUUUCAAGAUAUUGACUUAAGUGGUGACAAAGUCACCCAGUUCGGCUCCGCCGACCGAAGCCUCACCGGUGACCAAGAUCUUAACAACAAGGUCAAGCCUGCUGAACUUUUGACGAUGAUAAUGGUUAAGGCAAUACACCCAGUCCCUUCUCGGAUUCAGCGACACUUUCCAAAACUGGCUACUUUAUUUAUGGACAAAGGUCUGGAGUGCAACAUCGGGCAGCUGAAGAAAAAACGCGGACAGCAUUACGUUUGCAAGGCCGUCGUCAAGUGUGCAGGUCUCGGUUUUAAAGUCUGGACUGUGAAAGCGAGGGCGAAAUCGACAGGGACCGUUAUCAAGAAUCUCUCCAUUCAACUCUACCACGAAAUCGAGUCCGCGUAUCUCUUGAACCACUUGAAAUAG